Bubalus bubalis (water buffalo) is the source of this 1250-nucleotide messenger RNA. RefSeq names its product mediator complex subunit 7 (gene MED7). Gene Ontology annotation, biological process: regulation of transcription by RNA polymerase II. The record is from RefSeq and is a predicted model, not a curated record. Bases 173 to 874 code for a protein of 233 amino acids. Gene Ontology annotation, molecular function: transcription coregulator activity. NCBI's taxonomy places the organism in Eukaryota, Metazoa, Chordata, Mammalia, Artiodactyla, Bovidae. The transcript has 2 exons. Gene Ontology annotation, cellular component: mediator complex.
CCGUCACAGAGGCGGGACUAGAGCCUCGGUUAAAGGACAGCUCUUUCCAGCCAAUCAAAGGGCCGCAUCUGUGGCUUCUUCGAGGAAGCGGAGGCCGGAAGUUGGAUUUCGGCUUGAGGUGGAGAAGGCGGCUGCCAGUGUAAGCCCAGAGCUGAAGUUCUUGAUCUUCACAAUGGGUGAGCCACAGCAAGUGAGUGCCCUCCCACCCCCUCCGAUGCAGUACAUCAAGGAGUAUACAGAUGAAAAUAUUCAGGAAGGCCUCGCUCCCAAGCCUCCACCUCCAAUAAAGGACAGUUACAUGAUGUUUGGCAACCAGUUCCAGUGUGAUGAUCUUAUCAUACGCCCUUUAGAAAGUCAGGGUAUUGAACGACUUCAUCCUAUACAGUUUGAUCACAAGAAAGAACUGAGAAAACUCAAUAUGUCUAUCCUUAUUAAUUUCUUAGACCUCUUAGAUAUCUUGAUACGGAGCCCUGGGAGUAUAAAACGAGAAGAGAAGCUAGAAGAUCUUAAGCUGCUUUUUGUGCAUGUACAUCAUCUCAUAAAUGAAUACCGACCUCACCAAGCAAGAGAGACCUUGAGAGUCAUGAUGGAGGUGCAGAAACGUCAACGUCUUGAGACAGCUGAGAGGUUUCAAAAGCAUCUGGAACGAGUCAUUGAGAUGAUUCAGAAUUGCUUGGCUUCUCUGCCUGAUGAUUUGCCUCAUUCGGAAGCAGGGAUGAGAGUAAAAACUGAACCAAUGGACGCUGAUGACAGCAACAAUUGUAUUGGACAGAAUGAACAACAAAGAGAAAAUUCAGGUCAUCGGAGAGAUCAGAUUAUAGAGAAAGAUGCUGCCUUGUGUGUCCUGAUUGACGAAAUGAAUGAAAGGCCAUGAAGGAUGUUUCUUUUCCUUUCCCCUUCAGUGAAUGGUAAACACAUUAGUUAAUUCACUUUUAGAGAGUCUCAAAAGAAGAUAUAACUAGAAAGAAGUCUUGCAAGCAGCUUGAUUCUCCAACUUUCUCAAUUGUGAGAAGUCACAGCAGUAAUUUCACCUUAUGGCAAGCAUAGGUAAAUGAGUGUUCCUACAUUAAUUAAGAGUGAUUACCUUAAAAAGCAGAGUGCAGGUAUUUGUGGAAUAUCCUUGUUUCCAGAGUUGCAGUGAAUUUUGAAGAUAUCUUCAGUGAUAGUAGGUUUCAACACUGGGAAGUAGAUUUGUCAUUUGCUUUAAGAGUGAUAGAUAAUAAAGGACAUCAGACUUUAUAAAUGUGAAA